CAGCCUCGGCCUGAGGGCGAUCUCCUCCGGCCCCGGCUCCCCGCCCGAGGAGGAAGAUGCAGACCUUUCUGAAAGGGAAGCGGGUUGGCUACUGGCUGAGCGAGAAGAAAAUCAAGAAGCUGAAUUUCCAGGCCUUCGCUGAGCUGUGCAGGAAGCGAGGGAUAGAAGUCGUGCAGUUGAACCUCAGCCAGCCCAUCGAGGAGCAAGGCCCUUUGGACGUCAUCAUCCACAAGCUGACAGAUGUCAUCCUCGAAGCUGACCAGAACGACAGCCAGUCCCUGGAGCUGGUCCACCGGUUCCAGGAAUACAUUGACGCCCACCCUGAGACCAUUAUCCUGGACCCCCUUCCUGCCAUCAGGACCCUGCUGGACCGCUCCAAGUCCUACGAGCUCAUCCGGAAGAUCGAGGCCUACAUGAAAGAUGACCGCAUCUGCUCUCCGCCCUUCAUGGAGCUCACCAGCCUGUGUGGGGACGACACCAUGCGGCUGCUGGAGAAGAACGGCCUGGCCUUUCCGUUCAUCUGCAAAACCAGAGUGGCUCAUGGAACCAACUCUCACGAGAUGGCCAUCGUGUUCAACCAGGAGGGUCUGAAUGCCAUCCAGCCGCCCUGCGUGGUCCAGAACUUCAUCAACCACAAUGCCGUCCUGUACAAGGUGUUUGUGGUUGGCGAGUCCUACACCGUGGUCCAGAGGCCCUCUCUCAAGAACUUCUCUGCGGGCACUUCAGAUCGAGAGUCCAUCUUCUUCAACAGUCACAACGUGUCAAAGCCCGAGUCCUCAUCCGUCCUGACUGAGCUGGACAAGAUCGAGGGCGUGUUCGAGCGGCCGAGCGACGAGGUCAUCCGGGCGCUGUCCCGGGCCCUUCGGCAGGCGCUGGGCGUGUCCCUCUUUGGGAUCGACAUCAUCAUCAACAACCAGACAGGGCAGCACGCGGUCAUCGACGUCAACGCCUUCCCAGGCUACGAGGGUGUGAGCGAGUUCUUCACCGACCUCCUGAACCACAUCACCACCGUCCUGCAGGCCCAGAGCACGGACGCAGGGGACGCGGGCGAUGCGGCCCCGCACAGGCACAGCCGGCUGCUGGCGGAGCAGGUGGGCAGCCACGCGGGCGAGCGGACGUGCAGCGCCAGCCCGGGCUGCUGCAGCAGUCUGAUGGGCCAGGACCCGGCCUGGACGCCGGAGGCCGACGCGGGCAGCACUGGCAAGCUGCAGCACCAGAGACUCGGCUGCACGGCCGCCGUGUCGCCUAGCUUCCAGCAGCACUGCGUGGCCUCGCUGGCCACCAAGGCCUCCUCCCAGUAA
Molecule: messenger RNA, 1301 nt
Organism: Elephantulus edwardii (Cape elephant shrew)
Lineage: Eukaryota; Metazoa; Chordata; Mammalia; Macroscelidea; Macroscelididae
Gene: ITPK1
Product: inositol-tetrakisphosphate 1-kinase
Exons: 10
Coding region: 57-1301 (414 amino acids)
Biological process (GO): inositol trisphosphate metabolic process
Cellular component (GO): cytoplasm
Molecular function (GO): inositol-1,3,4-trisphosphate 5-kinase activity; inositol-3,4,5,6-tetrakisphosphate 1-kinase activity; ATP binding
Source: RefSeq, a predicted model, not a curated record